This is a messenger RNA of Rhipicephalus microplus (southern cattle tick), 6915 nucleotides long. RefSeq names its product protein toll. Gene Ontology annotation, molecular function: signaling receptor activity; protein binding. Gene Ontology annotation, cellular component: plasma membrane. NCBI's taxonomy places the organism in Eukaryota, Metazoa, Arthropoda, Arachnida, Ixodida, Ixodidae. The record is from RefSeq and is a predicted model, not a curated record. Gene Ontology annotation, biological process: signal transduction.
GGCUUCCGUGUCAGGCCGCAUGGGCGCCACCGAUAGCGCGCAUACGCCAUCGAGCGUCGCAAAAUGGCCGCCAGUGCCUCUGCCGGGUUAGCCGAGGAGACAAGCUGAGCGCUUCUUCGGGAACAGCAGUGUCGCCCUGUCACACUGCGACGGAUGAGGGCCGCGGCGCAGCUGGCCUGUGUCGUGCUCAUCGCGGCUCUCGGGCGGCGCCUGUGCACGCGAGUGGCUGAGUCGAGCUGCCCGCAUCUGGACGGCUGCGCCUGCAAGAAGGUGCGCAGGGGUCUCCGGGUGCUGUGCAACGCCACCGUGAAUGGAGACGUCUUGAGUGCGGACAUCUCCACGCUCAGAGGCCUCUCACUGGACUCGCUCAUCCUGGACCGCGUGAACCUCACAGUUAUUCCCUCGCGGUACUUUGAGAACCUCACAAUCAAGUCCCUGUCUGUGACCAACUCUCCCCUGCAGUUCACGCGGAACGACAGCUUCGAGGGAGCCAAGAUUUUAUCCACUCUGCACAUGGGACGCAACAAGCUGAGUGCUGUUCCGCGAGGUCUCGAAGCGCUGCCAGCCCUAAAGGUUCUGCUGCUGCGAGGCAACUGCAUAACAGCCAUCGAAAACUUCCCACCGCUCGAGAACCUGACUGAGUUGGACCUGUCGCGUAAUUGCAUUGAGAGCCUCAGGACUAACGACCUGGAAGGACUUGGAGGCCUGAAGAAAGUGUGGCUGGGCAACAACCGAAUACAGUACAUGUCGUAUUCGUUCUUCAAGUACACGAAAAAUAUUAUGUUCGUUGACUUGCACAACAAUUAUCUGAAAACCAUCUACAGCGUUUUUCAAGGCCGUGGACAUCUUAUGGAAAUCGUCUUGUCUAACAACAACAUCAUCGGUAUUGACCGGUUAUGCUCAGGAUUCACACCCAAGCUCAAAAUACUCCGUGCUAACAAUAACGGCAUCUCUUGGCUUUCCAGGGUUGGUCCUCACAACAUCGCAAUCGAAAUCAUUGAACUUCGGAGCUGCAAUAUAAGCGAAUUGCGGAAUGAAACAUUUAGCCAACUGUCAGAGUUGAAGAUGCUUGAUCUCUCUUUCAACGCCAUUGAAUAUAUUCCCGGCAACUAUUUUCACAAGGAGUCGAAGCUCAAGUAUUUUUUCAUUGCUUCGAAUAAACUCCGCAGCAUACGGGACACUUUCAAGGUGACGCGUCGCAUGGAAAAGCUAAACUUGUCGAUGAACCUCAUUGAAGACAUCGGGGAUGCAUUUAUCAACAUGCCGGCGCUGAAAAUAUUGACAUUAAGGAACAACCGUAUCCAAUUCAUUCUAGACAAUACAUUCAAAAGUAACUCAAACAUUGAACACCUGGAUUUGAGCGGCAAUAAGCUCGAGUGGCUCGGAAAAGACUGCUUUCAUCGUCUCUUUCGCCUCAGAGUGCUCCUUAUGACCGGGACAUCACUCGUGUCUCUCAACGGGUCGCUCCAUGGCCUGCCCUACUUGAAGUAUCUCUUCAUUCAUGACAACCACCUGGGAAGGCUGGUCGAUGCGGAUUUUGACGGCAGCCGGCAACUUUCUUUCAUUUAUGCGAACAGGAACAAUAUCACCAGUGUGCGAGGAGCUUUCAAGGGUCUCCACGAAUUGCACACACUCAGGCUAGAUGGAAACCGACUCAGAUCCUUGCACAGGGACAGCUUCCCACGUGUGCUCAACAAACUGAAGCGGCUGACGUUAGAUGGAAACCCACUUCUCUGUGACUGUCAGCUUACGUGGCUCGUGAGAAUUGGCGCUUCACUAGCUGCGAAGGGUGACCCAGUUUGCCACGGGCCUCGUUGGAACCGUCGAGAGAAACUUUUCAACUUAUCCGUAGGGAACCUCACUGUGUGGUUCACCAACUGCAGCCAAGGUUGCGAGUGCACCUGCUUUCAAGACUCUUCAUUUUCUGCAGCCAUUCUGGUCAACUGUUCUCGCAGGGAGCUGAGGGAGCUUCCCGAAGAGCUCCCGUCGAAAACGCGCGUUCUCGAUCUGAGCUGGAACCUCCUCAGAAAGCUGAAGAGUGGACUAGUUUACAAGACUCCAUCCCUCGCCUCAUUGAACCUUGCCAAUAACCUGCUUUCAGAGAUUGAAUCAGGGGUCAUUCCUAUUUCAACAAAACGGAUAGACAUAAGCAACAACUCCUUACGUACGUUUCCUCUUCGCAUGGUCUCCGAAAGGACAGUAGCGGCAAUCUGGCUCUCGGGUAAUCCUUGGAAGUGCAGCUGUCAAGACUACUCCUUCAGGCAAUGGACCGAAGCGAAUAGCUCUGUGAUUCAGGACUACAACGAAACUGUCUGCGCUCUAGGACAAAACCAGUAUACAUCCGGAAAGAGGUUCAUGGAGCUCGGAGAAAAAGACCUGUGCCCUUCACUGAAAGUCUUCAUUGUGCUGGCAUAUGGAAUUCCUCUCCUGGUAUUGUUGGUUACUGCCAUGGCCUCCGUAACGUUGUAUCUGAAGUACAAGCAGGAGAUACGGGUGUGGCUGUACGCGCGCGGAAUCGGCCACUCACUCAAUUGCAUCAAAGAGGACGACAUUGACGAGGACAAGGACUUCGACGUGUUCCUCUCGUUCAGCAGCAAAGAUCGGGAGUGGGCAUACAACGAGCUUCUGCCUAAGAUCGAGGCGCACGGCUUCUAUGUCUGUACGUACGACCGUAACUUCAAGGGUGGCUUCCUGAUCCAAGAUAUAGUCCAGGAGGCCGUAUCGUGCUCAAGGCGAACACUGUUGGUUUUGACACAGCAUUAUGUGGAGAGCGAAUGGUGCCGCUGGGAGUUUCGUUUGGCUCAGCACCGUGCCCUGCAGGACAACAUCAACCGCCUCAUCAUCGUAGCUGUUGGCGAGGUCUGCCCAGAAGGCAUUGACGAAGAACUGCAGCGGUACAUGCAAGAAACCAACUAUCUGCGUUGGGGUGAACCGCACUUCUGGGACAAGCUGCUCUACUCGUUGCCUAAGAAAGACGCCCGCACUAGGGUCAUCGCAAACGAGUACCCAAUGACUACAGUCUCUUCGGAAGAGGAGCACGGAAGCCCUGUGGCUGCCAGUGCAGUCGCGUGUUUGGUGCCGCAGACGUGUGCUAUGAGGCUUACUCUGCGGAGACGCAGUGUAAACUUCGUGAAAACAGUGUAUACAGAUGCUAAGAUGUUGCUGCCAUCGGUGACACGAAUGCCGCGUCGAAUGUGCUUAAUCGCGUGCCUUGUGUUAGUGCCGUGCUUGUUCCGCUCGUCAGCUGAGGGUCGUACGUCGUGGCGCAACGUGAACGCUACGUGCCCGAAACUGGAGCGCUGCGAAUGUUCCGUCGUCAAUCAGGGUGCUCUGACUCGCUGCAGGAACAUCUCUCAACCGCAACAACUCGACGCAGACAUGGCCAGGAUCGAGGGCGUCAUUCAUAGAAAGCUGACCUUCGACCACGUCCAAAUGACCGAGCUGCCGGCCAGAUGGUUCACAAACCAUACCAUCGUCAUGCUGAUCAUCGUCAACAGUCCUCUACGCGACAUCGGCGAAGAAGCCAUCCGCGCAUUGGGCCGAAUGUCACGGAUGCUUCUCGAAAACGACCAGCUGGAAGUCCUGCCUCGAGGUUUGACCGCGGCGAAGCAUUUGCGAUGGCUAGAGGCGCGCAGGAACCGCAUCAGAUUCCUGCAAGGCGCGCUGCCUUUGCCCGAUCUGUUCGAGUUGGACCUUCGCUUCAACGCAAUAGAAAAGAUCGAUGAGACGUAUUUGUCAGCUUUGCUGAAUCUGAGACACUUGCGGCUUUCUGGCAACAGAAUACGACAGCUGCCAGCUGCUCUGCUGAAGAAUACGAGAAAGCUGAAAAAAGCUGAGUUUCGCAACAACUACAUUGCAGAGGUUGGCGAUGUGUUCAAUGAUAUGCCUUACAUAGAGGUUCUCGAUUUGAGCUACAAUGAGAUCAGAGAUGUCGACAGAUUAUUGAAAGCGAAAAUGCCUUACCUAAGUACUCUUAAUUUAGAGCAUAAUAGAAUUCACAUUAUAAGUGAAUUUGCACCGUCGAACACCAUGAUCCAAGAACUCUUAUUGAACAAUAAUGAAAUAACCCAAGUGGAAGUCGGCGCAUUCGCUGCUUUGGAACAAAUGACCUCUCUUGACCUGAGCUGCAACAACAUAACCCACUUGAACGGGUUGGUGUUUAAUACAGUUUCAAUGCUCGAAUACCUUGGAUUAUCCGAAAACAAGUUGACUAGCGUGACAGGAGUGUUCGACAGGACACGCCGCCUGAAGGUCUUGAAGUUAUCAUCCAACCGCAUCAAGGACAUCACCGACGCUUUCAAGGGUCUAACACUACUAAGAAAGCUUUCGCUCAGGAGCAACCUGGUGACUUACAUUCCUGAUGGCACAUUUCGUGACAGCAUUGGCUUAGAUGAACUGAACUUGAGUGAUAACAAGAUCCAAUGGGUAGGAAAGAACGCCUUCAGAGGACUCGUGACCCUUGACAAGUUGCUGCUGCAAGACAACUUGCUUCUGGCGCUGAACGGUUCUGCGAGAAACUUGCCGAAGCUACGUUACAUUGACGCAUCCGAUAAUGCAAUCCAGUACCUGGAAAAUGGCGAAUUCGCCAACGAUGGCCGUCUGGCUUCCAUUCAACUAACUGCGAACAAUAUCAGCUAUGUGCGAGGGGCUUUCGCAGGAGCCCAAAACUUAGUUGGGCUCUACCUAAGGCGAAACCAAGUGGAGCUGCUGCGUCGCAGUGACUUCGCCAAAGUGCUCAAGAAGAAGUUGACGAUCAUCCUUGACGAGAACCCUCUACUGUGUGACUGCAGGAUGUCUUGGCUUACACGCCCGGGCGGUGCAGUGUGGGCGGGAAACUAUCCGACAUGCGUGGGGCCGCAAUGGCUGCAAGGAAGACUGUUGAACGCGCUCACGAGCGACGACCUGACCCGAUGGGAAAAGGACUGCGAGCUUGGCUGUCGGUGCGACUGCCGAGAAGACUCCCUCGGCGACCGAGCCAUCGCCGUCAACUGCACAUCAGCGGCACUAAACGGCGCGCCGCAGGUCUUUCCAGAGGGCACUGCCGAGUUGGAACUAGGCGAAAACCGCAUCGAAGAGCUCGGCGAUGCUCUGGUUAACGGUGCGCCGCGCCUGAAGGUUCUCUCCCUCAGAAAAAACUUCCUGACAAGCCUCAAUGUGACCAACUUGCCCGAAAAUGUGCGCUCCCUUGACUUGAGUAGCAACUAUAUGAAGCGGUUCCCGUACGACCUAGUAACCAAGCACAAACUGACGUCGUUGCGUCUUUCCGCCAACCCUUUCUCGUGCGAGUGCGCCGACUACCCUUUCAGACAGUGGAUUGAAAGCCACAGCCACGUGAUCACGGAUGUGGCUGACGUUAUGUGUGCUGAGAGCUCCAAUUCGCUGGUUUCCUUGAAGCCCUUUCUGGCAUUAGGACAGAAACAGCUGUGCCCGGGAGAUGUACCCCGAUCCAUUAUGUACCUGCUGCCAAUCUUGGUGUCGCUGGUGGUCGGGCUGUCGCUGUGGGCGGCCUACCUGCGCUACAAGCGUGAGCUGAAGGUAUGGCUGUACGCGCGCGGUGUGUGCCGCUCGCUGCAGUGCAUCAAGGAGGACGAGCUGGACGAAGAGAAGCUGUUCGACGUGUUCCUCUCGUUCAGCAGCAGGGACGCCGACUGGGUGCACGCGCAGCUGCUGCCCGGCGUCGAGGCGCUCGGCUUCUCGGUGUGCACCUACGAGCGAAACUUCAAGGGCGGCUUCCUGCUGCAGGACAUCAUCCGAGACGCCGUGGCAUGCUCCAGGCGAACACUGCUGCUGCUCACGGGAAACUUCGUGGAUAGUGAGUGGUGUCGCUGGGAGCUUCGGUUGGCGUACCAACGUGCCCUGAGUGAUCACACAAAUCGGUUGGUGAUCGUGCUCGUCGACGAGGUUCCCGUCGAUUCGUUGGACGAAGACCUCCAAGCGUACGUGCGAGCCUCGAACUACGUAGGCUGGGGCGAGCCGAACUUCUGGGACAAGCUGUUAUACUCGCUGCCCAAGAAGGACUCCAAGAGGAAGCUCAUCACCAACAGAGGAGUAGAAGAGCACGAGCUGCCCUAUAUCAUCGAUGUCGGUUAAUAAGCGGGCAUGAACGAGCUACGCUGGUGGCGUGAGAGAACUCACCUAAUGGGAUAUAUGACUGUGUGAUCCUAGUCCCGGUGCAAUCUUCCUUUGAAUACGGCCUUCGGCCAGCUUUCGAACUGUCGUGUCACACGUUCCAUUUGGAGGUUAAAUGGUGCGAAUAGUGUUCGAGGUUUAUGUAGUUCUCGAGAAAGUUAUUUCCAUGUUUUCAGCAUACGCGCAUUUGCGAAAGGCGAGAAGAUUUUGAGAGAAGGACGUGAUGAUCGUACCACAGGGGCAUAAUCAGAAUCUCGACACCCAGCAUGUCCUGCUAUAGCUGAUGUAUGUAUGUGCAAGGCUGAAAUUUUAUGAUGAACCUCAGCGUUUUAGAUCUGCCUGAAAAAAUUGAAAUGAUUGCCUAGCCGUUCCCUUGAUGACGCUGAAGGGAGUCUAGUCAGCAUGACUGUCAUCUGAGCUUGUAUUGAAACAAGUGCCGAGAGUUAUGGCCUAAGGAGUAUAUUGCUAUGAAUGAUAACCUUCAUAGAAGAAACACAGUAUUUAAUAUUUAUUUGUGCAGAACAGCCUCUGAAAACUCUGAAAGAGGAUACUGCAUAAGAAUCGUGCAGUAACAUUAUUGGCCAUGCUUUACCGAAACAUGUAAGGAGAAAGCAAUCUAAGCAAUCAAAGUGCACUGUGUUGCUUGUGUUACAAUGCAACAUAUCACCUGAUCAAUGACCGAUCUUCCGAGGUGGGUUGCGCCAGUAUAACCUGAACAACCAACCAGCCACAUCGCGCAGUACCCACGCUGUUUUUUUUUCAAUAAAUUUUCACUUGUUAAUUAAA